Molecule: messenger RNA, 180 nt
Organism: Penicillium antarcticum
Lineage: Eukaryota; Fungi; Ascomycota; Eurotiomycetes; Eurotiales; Aspergillaceae
Exons: 3
Coding region: 1-180 (59 amino acids)
Source: RefSeq, a predicted model, not a curated record
AUGUGGUCCUCGCCUGACAUCUGUCAAAACGUGGAACUUGCAGUGGUUUUGGUAUGGUACUCAGAGGCCAACUUCAACGAUAAGACAGAGCCAUUUGCUCACAUAUACAACGUCCAAGCUGGAGCAGAUACAAUGGAAUAUACGAUUGGUAGAACGAAUUCUGAUAUCGGUCCCGAUUGA